CCCUCCUCCUCCUCUUCAUUACCAUAUCCAUUUAAAGACUAUUGCGCGCAUUAAACUGCUUUUCAUUUCCUGCUCCUGACAGUGCUUCGUGUGAUGCUGUCAUACCUGGAUAACUGUAGCGUCAUAAUAGAUGUUGGCUUUCAUUCCAACCCGGACAAAGUUCUUUUCACACAAAUGACGGCAGGGAGAUAAAGCUUGUGUCCACACAUUUCUGCCGCCUUGGGGGAGAGGAGAUUUCACCGCUGGAAGCUCGGAGCAGUCUCACCACUGAUCUUGGCUCAGUUUGGAUGAAAAAUAAAGACACUAACUGGUGCGCGGCGCAGCGCCGUCUGCAGACAACCGGAGUCGUGAUUCUUCCAUCGGUGCGCAUGGAGGAAAGUCGCGGUUAAAAAUGCCUCUCUGAAGCUGGAUUCUAACCUUUCUUUUUUUUUUUUGGCCAUAUUCGAACUUUGGCUUUGGCUAUUUUUCUGAGAUGACACUGCUGUUUUCUGUCGGAGGAACAUUUGCGGGGCCAGUUUCACCGCGGUGGUUGGUGAACGCACCGGCAGUCCAAAUGCGUCUUUGCUUCACAUGAAGCCAAACACAGAACACAUAAGGAUUUAAUUUUUUUUUUUGACUAAAUGUACGUCCAGAAAGCCGCGUUCGCGCCUCGGCACGAGAGGAAUCAGGGCGCGAAGACGUAAUUUUCCGGAAUGCUCGGGCGCUCUUCACGGUGGAGUGGAAACGGAAGGAAUGCGGUGCUCGUGCUGGCCGGUUUUGAGAGAUGAUUCGUCAUUAAAAGACGGACUCAUUUUGUAUUUUCCCUUUUUUCCCGGUCAGAAUCGAACGUGCCUAAUGUUCGGACGAAGGUGGAGAGGAGGUAUCCGACAGUUCCCCCGAGUCGUCGGGUAUGCGGGAUGACACCUCAUACUGGUUCCACACUUGAGUGAGCUGGGGCAUCCUCACCCAGGAAACAUGCAUAUCUGGAUCCUAAAAAUAAUCCUUCUUCUUGCAUCAUCUCUGAGGCUGGUCGAGAUGUAUGACAAUAAUGGGGAGAUCUGUCGGAACCUGUGUACGUGCGAGGAGAAGGAAGGGAUCCUCACCGUGAGCUGUGAGAACCGGGGGAUCAUCAGACUGACAGAGAUCAGCCCUGUCCAUUUCUCAAUGUACCACCUGCUGUUGACGGGGAACCUGCUGAAAAAGCUCUCCGUGAACGAUUUCAUCAAUUACACCGGGGUGACCAUCCUGCACUUGGGGAACAAUGAUAUUGCCGAGAUUGAGUCAGGUGCCUUUAACGGACUCCAAGGAUUAAAGCGGUUACAUCUCAAUAACAACAAGAUUGAUAUUCUGAGGGAUGACACCUUUGUUGGGCUGGAGAGUUUGGAAUACCUACAGAUUGACUACAACUUCAUUACGAAUAUAGAACCCAACACGUUGAGCAAACUUCACCAUCUGACUGUCAUGAUUUUAAAUGACAAUCUGCUGUCUUUCUUGCCGCCAAAUAUUUUCCGGAAUGUCCCCCUUACGCACUUGGACCUGAGAGGGAACCGUUUGAAAAUGUUCCCUUACGUCGGCCUGCUGGAGCACAUGGACAAGGUGGUGGAAUUACAACUGGAGGAGAAUCCGUGGAACUGCUCCUGCGAGCUGAUAGCUCUGAAGGCUUGGCUGGAGAGCAUAGCGUACACCGCUCUGGUGGGCGAGGUCGUCUGCGAGACCCCAUUUCGACUCCACGGUAGGGACCUCGAUGAAGUGUCGAAGCAGGAGCUAUGCCCAAGAAGACCCCCGGAGGACUCGGUGCGACCGGUACCCCCUAGCAGCACCAGUGGAUAUUACCAGACUACACCUGUUGCUGUCACAGCUUCUGCCACAUCGUCGGCAGUGUUUAGGUCUUCCUCAAGACCGACCAAGGGCACGAGGCAAUUCAACCGAACUAGAAUAAAGCCCACCUCCCGAAUACAAGGCGGUAAUGCAUACAAUUACGGUCCCAUCAUUGCUUUUCAGACCAAGUCUCCUGUGCCUUUGGACUGCCCCACUAUCUGCUCAUGUAAUCUGCAGAUAUCUGAAAUUGGGCUAAAUGUCAACUGCCAAGAGAGAAAGAUUGAAAGUAUUUCUGAUCUUAAACCCAAGCCAUACAAUCCUAAAAAAAUGUAUCUCACUGGAAAUUACAUCCCUGUCGUGCGGAGAUCAGAUUUUGUCGACGCUACUGGAUUGGAUUUGCUUCACCUGGGGAACAACAGGAUAACUCUGAUCCAUGACAGGGCUUUUGGGGAUUUAACCAACUUGCGUAGGCUGUAUUUAAAUGGUAAUCUCAUGGACAAGCUAACUGGAGAGAUGUUUUUCGGCCUGCAGAACCUGCAGUAUCUGUACUUAGAGUACAAUAAAAUCAAGGACGUCGGGGAGGGCACUUUUCGAUACCUUCCGAACCUGCAGCUGCUGUUCCUCAACAAUAACCUCCUAAAAACGCUGCCAGUGGGUAUAUUUUCAAGUCUGUCCCUGUCCAGGCUGAAUUUGCGCAACAAUCAAUUCCAAAACCUCCCGGUUAGUGGCGUUUUAGAUGAACUGAAAAUGCUGGUUCAGAUUGAUCUGUUUGAAAACCCCUGGGACUGCUCUUGUGACAUCGUUGGAAUGAAGAUAUGGCUGGAGCAGCUAAGUGCAGGGACUGUGGUUAAUGAGAUUGUGUGUGAGACGCCCAAACGGCACGCAGGGAUGGAUCUGCGCUCCAUUCACUCCGAGGGGCUUUGUCCAGAUUACUCCGAUUCAUCGGUCUCACCGACUCCCCCUACGGACGAGCCAAUGGAUGAGCGGAUUGUCACCACAGAUGCUCCACGGAAGUACAGCACUCCUAGCAGCACGGUUCCUCUCUCUGUCCUCAUCCUCAGCCUCCUCCUGGUCUUCAUCAUGUCUGUGUUCGUGGCUGCCGGGCUGUUUGUUGUGGUCAUGAAGAAGCGCAAAAAGUCGCAGAGUGAUCGCACAAGCACCAACAAUUCAGAUGUCAGCUCUUUUAACUUGCAGUACAGCCUCUACAGCAACCGAUCUGGUCCCAAAGUGAAGGCUCCAGCUGGCCACGUCUACGAGUAUAUCCCACAUCCCAUGGGACACAUGUGCAAAAACCCCAUCUACAGGUCAAGAGAAGGCAACACAGUUGAGGACUACCGAGACCUUCAUGAGCUCAAGGUCACGUACAGGAGUACCCCAGACCAGGACAGGGAAAGCAGUGCCAUGAGGAGUCCUUCCUACAGCGUGAGCACGAUCGAACCGCGAGAGCACCCCUCUCCAGUCCAGGAUGCGGAUCAUUUCUUUAGGGGCAUCCUUGAGCCUGAUAAGCAGUCCCCACAUCAGUCCAUCCCCUCUAUCCCUGCAGCAAACCUCGAGUACAAGUACACAGGCCCCGUGUCAUACACAUACAACCCCAAUUUUGAUGUCAGACGACAAUUCUUGCAUCCAGAGAGAAUAAGAGAGACUGUGCUUUAUGGCACGGCACCCAGUACUGUUUAUGUGGAGCCCAGUAGAAAUGAAUAUUUGGAGCUUAAAGCUAAACUGCAGUCUGAGCCUGAUUACCUCGAAGUUCUUGAGAAACAGACAACCUUUAGCCAGUUUUGAGGAGCAGAAUCAUUUAUAAAGUGAAGCUUUUCUUUUUUCCUUUUUUUUUAUUUCACUCCCCUCACCCCCCACUCCUCUCUCUUGAUCCUCCUGGAAAUGGUGGCUCAGCUUAUCGGGUGCCUUGGCACACGACACAUGGCAAUUUGAAGGAUUAUCAAACACUGGGGUGUGCCGAACAAUCGUAUUCUGAUUUCUGAAACAUGACGCUACAGGAAUGGAUACAGAUUUCUGACAUGGAUGAACAUUUAAAUGAUCAUGCAAAAUUUAUUUUUCUAUGGUGGUGAUCUAUGAAUAACAAAAUGUAACUGUACAGGUCAAUCUUACCUAACUUCAUUUUCAGUAAUAUAACCACACACGCAGUGCAGUAUAUUGUGAAUCGGAAAAGACAACAACCCCGGACAAAGGAAAAAAAAAAAAAGACAAAAAAAGGAACAAAAAAAGAAAAAUCACAAAAACUGUGCAGGACUGUUUUCUGCUGUAGUCUGUAAGUAAGUAUUUAUUAAUAUAAUCUGCCAUGUCUUUUCAACGGUUUGAUUCAACAUCAUUAUUAAUUGUGUAUCAUGUUCCAUGAUCCUCUGGAAAGGCUUAUGUUUGUUGUUUCAUUUACCGUAGCUCUGCAUUGUAAAAGUGGCUUUUCAUUUUUCUUUUCUCUUUUUUGAAAGUGGCACACCCCUAAAUGUCCAGAACAGACUGCAGUCAUUUGAAGAAGAAAAACCAAGUGUGUUUGUAUGCUUUCUGCACUUUUUUUGAAUAUAGAAGGUGUGCAAACCUUCGUAAAGCUCUCAUAAAGGUUAUUAUAUGAACAAUGACGGAGGGUGUUCUUUCUUAACAUGUGCAAGGACAGGACAUGCUAUGGAAAUCCAUUGAUGAUAUUUGAAUUUAUGUUGUGUAAAACUGAUAUUUUAUUCAAUGUAACACCUAUUUUUAUAUGAGCAUUCGCAGAAUUCUCUAUCUUAUUGAGUUUGUUUUGAUUGCUUUGCACUUACUGCACUAUAUUGACCAAACUAUGUUAUAUUGUCAUCAAAAUAAACAUGAUGUCAGUUCAUAUGAAUAUACUGUCAAACUGUUUGGGACAUUUUGUAGGAGACGAUAUUGGCAUAAUGCAUCACUGGGACAUAUUAUGAUAUUCUAUUCUGUUGGUAACUAAAUAACCCUCGUUUUAAAAUACAGGUCAGUUUUCAUGGUGUAAAUAUGGAGCAGAGCCGGGUUUUCAUUCCCACUCUUUGAGUUUGAUGCGGUUGAACCGGUGCGUUUAUAACUUUGGACGCCACCGUCAUUGACAUUAAUUGAGAUGUACGGUGUCUUUUGUACAUGCUCGUCCUCUUUGAGGCUUAUUUUAGAUCCGAUCUUUCCUCUGAAGGUGAUCAAGGAAAUAAUCCCCCCCUUUUGAAUCUUCUCAGCUCUUGUUUCAUUUAUUUAUUUAUUUAUUUUUCUUGGAAGUUGCUUUUAACUUGACCCACUUAUAAUCUGUACGCUUAUAUAAAAUGCAAAGGAUGCACCGUGCCGCCACGUUUUUCAAUGCAGUGUUCUUGAACUGAGACCGGCAGUGAUCUUGUGGGGGGAAAAAAAAGUGUCCCGUUCUUCAUUCAAAGGGAAUUAUUCAGAUGAUUGUGACCAUAUACGCAUCAUCAGUAACUGUAGCAGCAGGUCUGUUAGAUGACUCUCUAUUAUGGGGGUAAUUUUCUUUCUGCUACCUUUUCACAAUGACAUAAGAAAAAAAAAAAAGUGGGGGGAUAAAACCGGCACACUUGAUGCCCCGUCUUUUGUGGGAUCUUUUCAUAGACGCCCAGAACGAGAACAGAAGGCAGCAUUUGGGAGAUGAGGAGUCCUGGAACUGAGUGUAACUGUGGAUGUGUCAUGCAUGUAGCAAGGGAUGUGAAUCAUAGCCAAGGACUGUGUGAGUGUGUGUGUGUGUGUGUGUGUGGUCGCAUAGCAGUGGUGGCCUGUGGGACUGCAGACUGUUGACAGCUUUUGAAACUAAUUCCACUUUGGUGCAGUUUUCCAAUCCCUUUUUUUUUUCAGUUCUACCAACCAAUCAAACGCAUUUUUUUAUGGAUCAUUAUCUUAAAAUGCAGCCAAUAAUGCACUCAAAUUCCCUGGCACACGGAAGAAAGCACAGUUCUUGAACUGUGAGGGAAAUCACUUGCACACUGUAAAGUCCAAAAACUGCUUUUGCUCUGGCUCUCCUGCUUGUUUCUAUUGUGAUGCAAGUGAUGGUAUCCGGGGUUCAGCAGGGACUUAGGGAGCUUAGGGACUCGAAGCUUAACAUUGGGGGGUAACUUGCAGUUCUUAAUAUUCAGAAUGGUCAACAUCCUUGUGCUGCUGUUAUAUUUGCAGACUCAUGCAUUUGUUCGGACCUUGAUAAAGUAAAGAAGAAGGUGUCCUUGUACAAUAUUGCAGUUGCAAUACGUUGAGGGCAUCUUGAAUUGGUGCGAAACCAAAUGUUGGUCUGGACGUAAUGUGAGGUGGAAUGUUGGACUGCCACGCACCAAGGGGGUGAAAAAUAUAGGAUAGGAGGCUGCAGUCUCUCUCAUGUCACAUGAUCUCUUUUCAUUGUUUUGAAAUAAUGAUCACAAUAUUAAUCUGCAUUCAGUCCACCCUGCUGCAUCUGGGACUGUCACAACCCAUGUUGACUAGAUAUCUGUGUUCUAUUUUCAUCUCUGCUGUUAUAAUUUUUAGUGACUUGUCAAGAAUGACUCGAUUUUACAUUGGAGUAGUCAACAAAAGUUCACUCUAAUUGUUAUUAUUAUGAUAUAUUACCUAGUAAUAGCAGCAAAUAAGCAUGAUUUCCUCAAUCCAAAGUGAAUGAUCAGGAAAUACGCGUGAAAGCGUUGCUAUAAAUCUAAGCUCGCUGUACUUUUCAUUGCAUUUGUGUGUGGCAGGGAUCAAAAGAAUAUUCCUGUGUCGUUCUCCCAUUGUUGAUUUGGCAUCAUUUCGGAGCCAGUCACUGUGGAAAGUUACAGCAUGUGAAGCUCAUCCAGAGCAGUGUAAAGUGUUGGCUCAUUGCUCUGCUGUUUCCACUACAAUGACUUAACUCACAGGCAAUUGAUUCCCUAACUGGAAACUUAAAGGCUAAUUAAACAUGUUCUCAUGAUUUGGUGAAGAGUAAACACACUGAAUGGUGCGUUCCAGGAACAUGCAGUGGAUGCUGGACGACGGACGCGUAGCCACCCUCUCUGUGCUGGUAGGCAUUUGAGAGGCCUGUUAUUCUGCGUCCACUUGCGCCCUGUCAGCCGCCCAACCCUGGCGCUGAUGUGAGCGAUUGUUUUCAAGGAGAGCGGGGUAAUUGAGAGGGCAGGGAUGGCGUCUGACAGGCACCGAUGCCUCCAAUGAUCACUUUAAUCCGAGUGGUUAAUGGAAGUUCCUCAGGCAUGUAGCAAUGCUCAAAUGUUCAUCAGCGCUCAGCCGAUUUUGACGCCAACUAUCAGCCUCUCCCCCUCUCCGAUGUUUACCGAUGACUUUUAUCCUUAUUAGACUGUUCAUAUUGUUUAGGACUGCCCUGCUUUCAAUGACGAGAAUUGGAGAAGAAAAAAAGAAUUGAAUACAUACAAUACAAUACGAUUUACAUACUUAAAUACGACUUGCGUACGAGUCAAGUUCUGUUCGACAUUGCUGUUUUUUGAAAAUAAAAAUUAUAUUAUUUUAUAUUAUUUAUUAUUAUUAUUAUUAUUAUUAUUUAUUUAUUUAUUUAUUUUUUUUUUCAUUUUAUUCAUUUUUUAAAGCUCAUUUUAGCUCAUUUUAAUGGUCUACGUCCACCUUAUCAGGAGUCAAUAGAGAGAUAGUUAUUUCCCGAUCUUCCGAGAAAAAUAUGCCAUAGAUCUGACAUAUGAUGUCUUUAAAUUUCAAAGAUGCAUUUUAAUGCUGAGAGAGCACUUAUAUAUAUAUAUAUAUAUAACAAAUCCUAAAUUACAUGACAAGCGUAUGGAAACUCACAUCAUUAUUUAUCAUUUAAAUUGAGGUACAACAUGUAUACAACAUGUAUGUAUAUAUCUAGGGCAAGAGGCAAUGUGGACCAGAAAAUAACUUGGCUCUCCCCAUAGACUUCUAUUAUUAUUAUUUAUUAUUUUUAUUUUACUGUGUUUUAUCCUUUUUUUUCAAGCUUAAUAUUGCUUUUUCUGGAUUCAUGUGGUCGGAUUUUUCUCAUUAGUCGUAGACAUUUUGAGCCUUUAUAUAUAUAUAUAUAUAUACAGUAUAUACUUAUACUAUAAUGUAAUUUUAUUAGACCCUCCAAUAUUUCUGGUUAAUGUUCCAAAUAUUUAAAUUAAAUCAAAUAACACGUUUUAACAUCACAAUGUAAUCGCUCAUUGUCCUUGACCCACAACAAACAAAUAGCUCACCCCUUGGGGAAGUGAACAGUUUUCGGCUGUGAAAGACAUGAAUGAUUGUUGAGUUCAUGGUGAACAGUGACGGACAUGUCAGUGCACUCCGGACACUGUUACAUUUUUAGCAAUGGCUCUUGUACAUAGUGUGCUAUUUAAAGAGCGAUAUGCAUAAAAGUAUAUACUGCACAUCAAGGGAUCAGCUGACGUAUGUUUGUGCGUCGCAUGAUCCACAAAGGCAGAGAUGUGAUCAAAAGCGCCAAAGCGGUGACUUUAUGUCAACGUCUGUGAACACGCGGAGAGACAAGGGGGGAAGCGGCAGUACUUUGUUUCAUGUUUUAUUUGGUCUUUUUUGUCAAGGCUCCUACAGACUGCAUGCUCCUUUUUUCUUUCUGUACCUUGUCUCCAUGCCUAUAGGGAAGCCUUGUUGUUUUCAUCAGCCCUCCCGUUUUGUUUGUCUACGCCAGCUCUGCAUGUCGAAGCGGAGCUGCCGCAACUCUGGCUUUUGAUAAAUGGCAGCCAUAGUGUUACUGGCUCCCCAGUGAGACAUGGUAAAAGCUCACCUUCCCCAAAAGCACACUGAUACUUGGCGUCUUUAGUGCUUGGAGGCAUUCAAAACCCAACAAACACAAACUAAAAUCUAAAAUGAGAAACCGUUGAGAUAGCAAACUUAAGAUUGAUGACAUGAGGCAUGUGGUAGCAUGUGACAUUUAUUAUUAUUAUUAUUAUUAUUAGUAGUAGUAGUAGUAGUAGAAGAAGAAGAAGUAGCAGUAGUAGUAUAAACAUUAUUAUUUCUCAAUUAAACAUCCAUACUUUAAUGACGAUUUCCAUUUUAACUAUUUUUAUAAACCAAAUCCUGCUGACAUCUGACUGAUGUAAACUGUUUGUCACAUUUGUGUACGCUUGUAAUUCAUUGUCAUUCCCGAUCCUUUCUUAUGAGUGCUCCAAGCACCUUGCCUCUUCAUGAACUGGUUUUGAAGAGCGAACUGCAUAUUUCGAGUGUGAUGUCUUGUUUACCACCUGGGCUGUGAAAAGCUCAGGCUGUCCAAUUCAUAUUUGAAUGCGGUGCAUGGCUUAUUAUUUGCCCGACAGGCACAGCAGCUCCUUCUGUGAAAGAAGAAGAAAGCUGUUUGCUGAGUUUGAGUUUGCUUUACAAUAUUUCCUCAACUUGGAUGGUAAAAUUGGUCACCGGAGGAGCCUCUGUUGGUUUUUGACAGCUUGAUAAAGUUAGUUGUUCAGGUAGUGCGAACCGUUCAGAAGUUUCUGACUCGCUGUGGAGUUGCAGCGUCUUUUUUAUGUUUGUUUGUUUGUUUUGUCAAUGCUCUUUUAGUUCUGCUGUACCCAUUUUGUUUCCGUCGCUGCAGCUCCUCAAAGUGCUGAGCGGUUUGCAGAAGCUACAGCCCUUACAGAAGGAAUUAGGCUGCGCAGUGGGAGAUUGCUCAGAUAAUGAAAUGGUGGGAGGCAGAAAAACUCAUUUUCUCCAUCGUGAGACAGAUACAUGCUAAUGUGGUUAUUGAAAAUAGCCUUGAAUAGUUGUGACAGGGGAGGAAAAAGAAGACAAUUCCAAAGUGCAACAAUGCUGUUUGAUUCAGUUUGUGGGACGUCGACUUCUUCAUGGAUCGGCGCUAGCUUUGGCUUUGCCAAAUUGCCUCAAGAGCUUAUCCCAGUAAGUUACAUUAUGCAAUUGCUCGGGCACAGCUGCAUUCUGUGUCAUGAGUCAUACAUUCUUCAAAUUGGAUGUGCUAGCCAUUCCUUGGAGCAGGGGUGUGACAGAGAAUCUCAAAAGGGCCGUGAAAGACAGUCGACUGUUACAGUCUUCAGACACCUGAUUUCUUAAACUGUGUGCUCCCGAUGAGCCGGAACAAAACCCUUCUGUGAUUCAAUUCGCCCCCCCCCAAAAAAACAAAACACCAGGCUUAAAGGGGCCGCAUGCAUGAUGCUGAUUAUUUCGUUCCGAAUUUGAGGUAAACUGAUGGAAGAAACGAGUGAAUGACGAGUGAAUUGAUCACGAUUUUCAAACUUAUACAUGUGAGGGGAGAGUUGAUCCCUCGCACUUGAACUAUGGCAUGGACAGAAUGUACCUAAACAGGGAGUGAGCUGACAUAGAAACAAAGAAGCACAGCUGCAGCCGUCCGCACGCAAUGUCACUUUGCACAACGCCGACUCUGACAUCAGAGGUCGAGAUAUCAUCAUAUCUGGGCGCAGUUUCCCUGACUUCAUUGCAGUUCUACCUUUAAGAAGAUGGGCGUGACUUAGGCUGAUGCCUAAAAUAGGGAAGCAUGAGCGGUGCCAACACGCUCAACAACAAGCUCAGUUAUGGUGAUUUCCCAUGGUGCACGACAGCAGGGUUGGACAAACUGUUCCAUAAAGGGCAGCAGUAGAUGCAGUUUCUUGUUUCCACCCUGGCCUGUUGAGGAUUGCAUUUCCCAUCCCUGGUCUAGACACCAGUCACCCGAUCUCAGUUGCUGGGCGCGAGAAUAUAAAUAUUAUGGGCAAAGGAGCGACUGAUCCUUUUCUCAUCAGACCAAUGAAAUUACAGGAAUUUUACUGACAUCUAAGUGCUAAAACCUUUCGUCCAUAUAUUCCAAAUUCUCCUCUGUUCCGAGCACCGAGCUGGUUAGAUGACUGGCUGUGGAGGCGGAGCCAUGUUCUGGCAAUCAAUGACUGUGGUUGGUUAGCUGGACUGCGAAGGUUAGGUUACCGUAAUUGAGUUAAUUGUUAAGUGCGGUGGGACCGAUGCGACUCGGUUUCAUGCUACGUUGUUUGAUGGCCGAACGAUAUUGAUCAACUGCACUGACAGACAUGUCUGUAGUCGUACUGUGGUCAGGAAAGUCGUGAACAGCUUGUACCAUCAUACUUUCAUGGCUCUAUCUUGGACCUCUGGCAACUAAUGUGUGGUUAAUGCAGUGUUUAAAUAUAUGAAGCUAAGCGUAACCUCUAGAUGACGCUAUUGACCUGGCGCAUGAGGAAUAUUUCACUCCAGUAGAACAAUGUUCAACAAGUGUUAUAACUUCACUAUAACAUUAGGGGUCUUAUAGUGUUAGAUAGUGAGCUCUUAUACACUUAAAUAUUUGGUCUUCAUUGUCCAUUUUGUAAUAUUCGGUUAUAUUAAAAAAAAAGAAAUGCUCCCCAUGUGAAUAUAUUUUAAAAUAUUAUAGCUGAGUUCUGUGCAUGCCUUUAUUUUCACCGUUCUUACAAACAAAUUUAUAAUAAGACCAAAUGGGACAACAUAUUCAAAGGGAAUGUAAAACAUCAAAUGUCAAACAACAGUCAAAUAAAUAAUUAUUUAAAUAAGUAGAUUAUAGAAUAAAAUUUAAAUCAAUGCACUACGCAUUUACAAACUACCUGGAGUAGAAAUAGAUAAAUAAUAAAUAGGUACGAAUGUUUGAAACUUAAUUUAUUUUAGGGCAACAUUUUCUUGUUUUGGCUCAGUUAAAAGCAGGAAUGUAUUUUUGGAAUUUAUACGUAUCUCACCAAGUUCACAUCGAUAGCUACCUUACAGUUUCAGUUGCGUCAUCUAAAAUCUCCUGCAGCAGGUCAUUAAUCAAAGCAUUUACCCUCCAUUUGGCCCUUACAAAUCUAGACGUUUAAACCUGCAACUAUACUAUUAUCCGUCCAGCCCACUGGGACACGAGCGCUGUCCAGGUAAUACUUUGCCAGCAAGGAUACAAACACCGCGCGCCGCUGUGGAUUAGAUCUCAUUUAGCAGGUUUGAGAAUGUUAACAGGGGAAAUUGACACCAAAUGAAGCCACCAGAGAUUCUCAACUCAUCUGACUGUCAAGACAUUAUUACAGACCCUGCAUAAAUGUGGUAGGUAUCCUGGGAGGAUCGGGUUAUUGAAUUAUGACAAAAUUAAACCAUUAACAUUCGAGAAAUCAAUCUAACUGGGAACAGAAUUGUGCUCGGUGAGUGUUUGAGCUGGCAUUUGAGGGGCAAAGCAACACGAGGAGUUGCCUUUAUUACAGAGUAAGGUAUGUUGAAUAAUAAAAAUAAUAAAAUAAAACACCAUGAAGGCGCUGGAGAAAGUUCUUUAUGUGAGCUUUUGACCGGAAGGUGCGGCUACUUCAAGAUUAGCAGGUUUUAUCGUCUCAAACAACUGUUUUUGACCAAAUGAAUUAGCAGAAUUGGAUGCAGCACAAUGAAGUUUACAACAUCCCUGAACCUGGAGUAGUAUUUCCUUACUGCUGGCUGAACGUUUACUGCUAAUGGCUCCAGUGUCUUGCUGGCGAGUUACACAUUUAAUGACAAGAACCUGUGACCUUCUUAGAGUGUAAAACAAACUGCAUUUUAAUGGUUCAACGGCAGGUUUGAGUGGUUUGUCACCUGUUUAAGCAAGGUCCUUUGUUCAGGCACAGUUGGAAGAGGAUCAGUUACAUGCAUAAAUGAAGACAUGUGGCUUAUGCAAAUGACAAACUGGUGGCGUCCUAUCGUCUGCCAGCUGUACAAACGUGUCUAAUAUUGCAGGCGUAAUUGCGUGAACAUUGUAGCCAUCAUAGUGUCUAGUUAUUGAGCUUUAAUAAUACACACUCCACAGAUAACAUGAACUGUAAGUGUACGUUUAAUCCAGUUAAGUCAUCUCAGGUGUGAUGCAGUUGUUGUCGUGAGCAGCGACCAGGAAUGUAGACACACAUCUUGUCAUAUCGGGCUUCUGACUUAACAACGGCGGUAAUUACGGUUGCAUAUUAAGGGCACGCGGCAGAUGAUCGCUGAAUUCCUGUUUGAUUCCAGGUCUCAUUAGUGGCUGGCUUUAUCUCCUUAUUAGUAUCAGAGAUUCUUUCAAGUUGUUUUGAAGCAGCUGCACAUCAAUUAAACUCACUGCUUUGAGUGAAAAUGUUGUCGUUGGAAAAUCCUCUUACUUUUCAUUCCCAGGAAGUAAAAAAAAAAGAGGAGGAGUCUUCUAGUCUUAUUGACUGAACUCUUGUACACUUAAAUAUUUGGUCUUCAUUUUUUAUCUUGUAAUAUUCGGUUAUGUUAAAAAAAGAAGUAGAUUAUAAAAUAAAAUUUAAAUCAAUGCACUACGCAUUUACAAACUGCCUGAAGUAGAAAUAUAUAAAUAAUAAAUAGAUACAAAUGUAUGAAACUUAAUUUAUUUUAGGGCAACAUUUUCUUGUUUUGGCUCAGUUAAAAGCACAAAUGUAUUUUUGGAAUUAUAGGUAUCGCCCCAUGUUCACACCUAAAGCUACAUAACAGUUUCAGUUGCGUCGUCUAAAAAAGAACUGGCUGCAGAGACUGAGCAAGGAUAAGUAGAGGAGGACAAAACCAUGACAUGCAUGUCGCGGAGAUCAAAGUCAAAACCUUGUAUGAAGCCUAACCCAUGAAAAUCUGAAACACUGUUAUUUUACAUGGCUACACUUGGCCUUCAAUUCCAUCCUCCUGCUGUUCAUUUCACGAUGACGGGUUCUUUGCAUCUCACACAACGGCACCAAUAACAAACUGAGCGAACUUUGAUUUUUGCCUGAACAGAAGAUCAGCAGAUCGCCGCUCUCUGUCGCUUGUAGAUAUGCAACCCACAGCUAUGGAGCCAAUUCUUGAGAACGUGGUGCUGAUGAACGGCAGGCACCAGCCGUCUCACAUUCAAUGGCCUCUGUUUCUCUUGGCCUGAUGGUGUGUUGAUUUUCUUUUCAAGAGCCUUUGUGUUUUUCUAUUCCCAACUAUGCCCGUAUAAUAACGGCUAUUGUCUGUCGCUUAUUACAGCUGCACUGCCCCCUCCUGCCUCACAGCAUAGCGAGUGGUCUGCAAACACUUUUCUUUUCAACUCAAGCUAAUAUGCAGUUACAUAUAGAGAUGCAAAUAUAUUGCAGUAUCUGUCACUGAAAAGAACAGCAUCUGAACAAAAAGGCACUUCUAGCUUUAUACUGUCACUCGAGCAGAGGCAACGACUGAAUGAACAGUAAAUGCAUAAGUUGAUAUUGGAUUUGAAGAAUAAGUGCUGUUUGCUUUCCACAUCAUAUCAUGUGGUCAUCUUCAGAUGGACCAGCUUGUAAUGGGGAAAAAUGCACUUUUCUUUGGGGAUCAGCUGACUCUUGUUAAAACGCACUCCAAGUUUUAUCUUCGUAUAUGUCUCACAUCUUCACAAACGGAUGGGUAGGAUAAAUCAUCAUCCUUGAAUCACCCAGUCUCUGAUGGUCCCUGACCAAACACCGGAACCUGUUUUCCCCAUGAACAAACUCCUGGCAAAGGAAGGGUUAUUGAUCCUUUGUUCCUUUUUUAAGGCUAAUUAUCCACUCCGCUGCCAGUUCCUGUUAUCGAUGUCCUGCUCUUCAUCCCUGCUCAGCACACUGAGGGCUGACUUUAAGACACUUCUGAUGGUCAUACGCCUGGAGAAACAGAGGAAUAACGUUGACCAUUUCAACUAUGCUGACUCAGCCCCAACACAUGCAGCUUCAUCCUUGGCAUACGGGCAAAGAAAAUGACUUGAAUUGACUGAAAUAUGACGACUUCGAAGUGUCUCAAAAUGAGGUCCUGGAUGAAGCGAAUGACCACCUGUAGUCAUCAUUGAGCAGUCUUCUUAUAUUGGAGUUUGAGUUGCACUUCUGUUCUGUUUAAACAAGGGUCCCAGGGGGGAAAAAAACGGCUGGCAGCAGACUGUUCAUUUAGACAUCAUCUGUGGUCUGACAAGCUUCCCUGUAGUCACUGACCUAUUCUUUACUGCUCGCACUGUUUGUUUACUUCACCAAUCAUUAUGGAAGUAAAGCGAGUGAUUUACCUUCCUCUGUGAGGGGCGAUAAGCUGCAAACUCAUUAAAGUGGCAACAUUGACUUUCGAAGUGGAUGCUGUGCAAGAUUUAAAUCAUAAAUAGCCUAUCCUCUUUAUGAGGAACGGCUUGAAUAAUUUAAACUGUUUAUGUACCUGUCCUGCUGACAAUAGACACCAACAGUAUCUGCUGAGUGGAUGAUAAAAAAAAAAAAAAAAGCAUUCUUACCUGAAGCGGUGAUUUGUUUUAUGCAUCUUUAGAAUUGUUACUAGGUGAAAAAAGCUAAGAAAAAUAACAAACACACUAGCACACUAGAGACAUAUUAAUCAUAGGGAAAUACAUUUAAAAAAAAAAACCCUUCAUGCUCAUUAUACAAACCAUGUCAACACAUUCACAUUGCGUCCAAUGUUGAUGUGGAACUUUCUGCAUUGCUUGUUAGCUCAUAUGUGUUUCAACACAGUGGAAAGUUUUGACUCCUAAAAAAAAAAGAGAAGUGGGGACACAUGGGGCGGUAAAGAUGAGACCCUUCGGGUGCACCCACGAUGACUUAACCCACCAUUGCUUUAUAAUGAGUUGGACGGCCCAGUGAGGUUCUAUAUACUCAACGGCAUGAGGAUGAAACUUUUGAAGCCCAAUGUGGAAACAUCCAAUGUGGAAUGCUGACUUCUGUGUCACACUGCAGCAAAAAGGUCCCGUUGAUGACUGACUAUUUGUGACGACAACAAGUGUUGCUUCCUGCUCCAAGAGGUCCCGGUACCAGGGCAGUUCUAUUACUGUCUCUCCACCGCCAAGGUGUAUUGGGCUUUGAAUUGAGUAGCCUGGGUUCCCAAAAGUGCUUUAAGUGUAGUGACUGAAACAACAAGAUCACAGAUUGAAAAAAAAAGGUUAAGAGGAUGGAUUCUCCCUUAAUGCAUACAAUUGGAAACUCACUCAAUGGGCCACCUGCUAGAAGCUCAAGUAUCACGCCUUUUCCUUCUCAAAAGCCAGCGGAGAUAGCGCUUGUCAAUGUUCUGGGAAGCAUCUGUGCCUUCAACCACAUCGGUAAACACCACACUGAUGUAGAAUCAAUGCUGGUCCAUGAUUUUAAAGUGCUAUAUGAAAAUGACCCACCAAAAUGUAGAGAUGUUCUCCCUCCCUGUUCAAAUCGGCUGGUCAGAAAUCUCUCUCACACACCUGCUAUUAACAUAUGCCAAGUGUGAUGAAGUCACAUCCCAUCACACCAGUUGUCACUCAGCCCGGCCCACAGUGUGCUCUCCACCUGGCUGGCCCCGGCAGAAUCUCAGACUGUGAUGGAACACAACUUUAUCUACCAUGACAGCAUUGUCAAAGUGUUUGAAACCUGCUCUGCUUCUCCCCUGAGAUCCGAUCUUCACACACAUAAACACACUGUAUGUUGCCGGAUUACUCCAAGACACAAGAACAACGCAUGGCGGAGAUAAUGACUCUCACCCAUUAGCUUUCUGGCGUACGAUCAAGGAUAUAGUUUUAAUUGUUUCGUGAUACUAAAUAAUGACUGAAGGUCCCAUUCACUCCGUUUCCUCCAUGGUUGAAGGUGAUAACAUAAAUCGAAGACCUCUUCCUUACCAACAAGUCAGUGGCAAAGCUGGCGAGCAUCCAGGAUCGCUACAGGGACUAUUUUUAGAGGCUUGCCAAGCAGGGUUGAAGUGAAUUUUUGCUUGAUAUCAAGCUCCCGGUAAAUGCCUGGCCUCCUUUGAAUGGUAGACAAUAGUGGAAUUCAGAUAACCAGCAGAAGAUUAUCAAAUACCGCCAUGAAAUACCUUCCGUUUCUAGGGACAAUAUCAUCGUAACUGUCGCUCUAGUAAUUAAAUGCAAAUCCCUGGGUUGAAUCCAGCUUGAAUUUAUGACACUGAGGUAAUUCACUGGGCAACACUUGGCAGUGGCCUCACGCUAAGAUACUGAAUAAUGAUCAGCCUGAGACUCGGGGAAACCGGGUGCUAUGCAUACGCUCAAGGAAAAUGUUGACCCUGCUUUGAGUAUUUACACUGAAUAUUGAUGCUGUUUCAGUUUAAAGAAGAAAAUAACAUCCAAGGGCACUUUUUUUUUUUUUUUCGCGUUGAAUUUUUAUAGAGAGCGAACUCACAAACUCAGUUUUGGCACUCUCUUGGGUGCAUAGGUCAUAAGUUCAAAUCCUGGUGAGCAAGUAUGAGCCCUCAGGCAAGGUCUGUGCUGUAAAACGUUUUACUUAUCACAAGUCACCACGGAUAAAACCGCCAGCAAGGCUGACAUGAAAUGUGCUGUUCCCUUAUGAGGGAACGUUCAUUUUAAUAGGGCUCAACCUUCGGCUUGUCCAUAAGCAUGAGUUGAGCCUGCAGUUUUUCAACUGUGGUUUUAUUUCUUCCUUCGCCAUUUGCAUAACAUCAUGUACUUAAUAUUGACUACAAAAAAAAGAAAUAGUUUUUCACUUAUAGUUUACUUACAAUUCGGCAACAACAAUUUUCCUCGAAAACACUGCAUUGUUAUUAUUGUGAUUAUUAUUUUAUGUUUUACCCGUCACUUGCAUUAUGUUUCAGGACGAGAUGAAUGCUAUUGGCCAUUCUCCCAACGCAAUGGCCAAUUACAUGACUGAAGGGAAGUGAUGACAACCUCACAAAAUCACUCUUUGUAUGUUUUAAUUCAUCACAAAGAAACAAUGUCAUGAGAGAAGCCAUUCUGUUAUUGAGUAGACAGCAUGGGUCAAUGUUGGAGACGCGCACCACACAAUGAACUGCUGCCUGUGUUUAGACACGCUCCUGUUGUGAUCUUCAGAGGAUAACCGAUUGAUAACAAGGCACCUUUACCCUCUGGAUCUACACCCCCUCCCAGCCCCUGUAGCUCCCUCCAGUGCACACAUGUGUGUGCAGUAUAAGAUUAUCCCUUAAGUGCCGUGCUUUAGACGGCGAGUGGGUAGGCGGUGAAAUCUCACUCGAGUGGCUCGUGAGCUUUGAGCAACGGUCACGGGUUCGUGUGUAAGACAUGGUGCUGCGCAAUUGAUGACUUGAAAUGUUUACACAGGAAUAAAUAAGACAGAAUUGCAAAUCGCUGUGGGUCAUGUUUUGUUUUUAAAAUGUAUAGUAAACAGAAUUAGACAUUUUUUUGGAAUGGCUACACAGAGAAUAUAUUUGGCCAAGUUCACAGUACAUUCAAUGAGGUAAUGUUAGUGCUUCAAAGGAAGCAUUGCAGCAGCCGAAAAAGAGAAAAACAAAAAAGAAAGAUGGGCCAGUCUGUAUUCAAAGCCAAGUGUGUGCUUCACCUUUCAAGUUUCGUCCACUUGGGAAUUGCCUUGAAAACAAUUACUAUGGAUGACACCCGAGAUCCACUCCACCAGUUUCUAACAACAAAUGGUAAUGGAGAAAAUGAUUCAUCAACAGCAGGACUCCUCAGUUUCGGCGGAAGACCUCUCAACACCCAUGUUUCAGAUCAAAAAGCUUUUGAGCUAUUCACAUGCAGCUUUAUAUACUGCAAAUAAAACAAUCAUUUUUAAAGCAGUUUCAUGUUCAGAAAUGCAAUAAAGCAUCGCCGGAGUGCUUGUUAUGAGAUUAUGGUCUGCAGAGUAGAAGAAUCGAGACAAUUGAAAUGUUUAAAUUAUCUUAAGAUUUAGUGUUUUUCAAUUGUAAGAAUGGAUAAAUAAAUGAAUCUGGAAUGUCUAAUGCAUUAUGGUGAUAGGGAGGCUCUGACAUCUCUGCUCUGUGCAGACACAUGGAACGUCAUCUCCAGAAACAUCCCCUCUCACAAUCAUGUUACGCUUAGGUGUCACACUGCUUCCUCACCUCCACUUGCCAAGUGCCAUUAGCAUUUGUUGCACAGUAACAGCGAAUGGCAUGUUUUUUAUGUGGAUGUGAGCGGCAUUUGGAAACAGUGACUCGGAAGGUUUUACGGAGAUAUUCAGUAACUCUAUUCUGGUUCACUUUGAUGGGAUCAGUGGCAGGCAGUAAGUGUGUGCCCCUCCUGGGAAAUAGGAGAGAGGAAAUCUCAGGGGGAUUUGACUUCAGAGUUAUUUGAAAAUGAAUGUACGUUUGACUAUCCAAGCACCUGUGCGCUUGACAUGGUGCCACGACAGAUUUUAAAAUGCCUCCACUGAAGACUGAUGUCAGAAAGGCGUUGAUCCUGGUACAUGGCAACAAGGCAAAGCAAAGAAACAGCCCCGCAACUUCACCUGCUUUUCCCUUUUAAUUAGAGUGAACUUGAAGAACCUAUUGAGAGUAUACUUUAACUGUCUACUUGCACUUCUGCCUCAGACAUUGACGGAUGGCUUGAUUAAGGUGAAAGACAAUGAGUGAGUGCUAUUCAAUCUGUUUCCUUUCAGUGGAGUGUGACAGCAAACAGCUUCCAUGUUUAUGGAGCUUUCCUUGGGGAAAUAUCAAGUACAACUUUUGUCAUUUAGUUGGAGGCCGGAUUUGUGUACAUGAAAUUUGCUACGUUAAGAUAAAUAUUAGCGCAGCUAGGAGCAUUUUGUUAUCCAUAUUGAUUCAUCGUGAAAGCAAUAUUACAACACAGUCACUAAGUUUAGUACAACAACUAAAUAAUAAUGUAUUCAUGUGCUCAUGGGACAAGUUCACUUAGCUACUGUGAUCCCCACCUGUAUGGUAGCUCAGGUUGAACCAUGUAUAUCCCACUACAUCUGCUGCAGUGAGUCUAUCAUCCAAGUGCAGCUGAGGAGUAAAAAAACAUUUUUUCUUUCCAGAUAAAAAGUCAGCAUCCGCACCUGAGAAAUGAUCAGACUGGAAGAUUAGCUGGGGAGAAUACAGUGUGAGACGUCAAUCUUUUUAUUUUUCAAUGUCUGGAAUGUCACCCGCUGUUUUCCCUGCCUCAGUUUUUCUUCCUUCUUUAAUCACUUCCUUUUGAAGGAGAACUACUGACAAAAGAGAUUGUAAGUCGGGUAUGUGCUCUUUCUCCUUUUUGAAGAUGCUACCUGUUUUUGUGUGACUGCAAUUUCAAAGACGACAGGUGGAGGUAAAUGUUGUGUGUACAGAUCUCCAUCAGAUUACCAAACUUCAGUUCAAUGUCAGGUAAAAUUGGAGGCUUGGGAAAUCGUUACACCAUCUGUUUAAUACCGCUUUCCUUUAUUCAAGCUCAAAACUUUUCUGGUACAAAACAAAACAAAACAAAAAAAAAAAACAAAAUGCCGUCAAUGUUGGAUUUUUGAAAGCACAUUUCUUUACCAAAAGGUGUUUCAAAAUAGACAUGUCCACAGUUUCGUGCAACUGUGAGAGCUGUCCCAUCUCAGUCACCUCAGAGAUGAAGUUCCUGCUGGGGAAAUGCAGGAGCCCACUUGGGUACUGUCCAGCACAGACAUUGCCUCAAGCUGCUGGACAGUCAGCUGCGAGUCACUGUUUCUUUUGCGUCUCGCACUCUCUGGGCGCCAUCUUGGCUGACUUUUUCCCCUUCACUCUUGAUCAUAUUGUUUUUAAUCAUACCUGACACAGCUCCGAGGCCUUGUAUCUGACCAUUCCUUUUUUUUUAUCAUCCCACCUCUUUGCUUUAACUCCUUUCUUCCAUCUGCAUUCCGAGAGUUUUCCCUCAUCUGCAGUCAGUGACCUCAAACAGCAAGAUCCCAUUAUUCUUUGCCUUCCCCCCGUUUUCCUUCCUUGUCUUUGUUUUCUGCCUCGCGCUGCUGUCAAGAGACUCGUCUGCUUUCUUUUCUCUUAGACUCCUGUAGGGAUUAUGAUGCUCCCACAUUUGAUCCACUCCUAAAAGAAAAUACAUCGACUGAGCCAGUUCCUUCAAACCAUAUAUUUUACCACAUCUGUCACUGUCAUGUUGGACAUGCUGCCACUUUCAAGCCAGUAGAACAACACACACACAUCACAUCACAUAUGAAUACAUACAUACAUAUAUUGACUGUUAACCAGCACU
Molecule: messenger RNA, 20446 nt
Organism: Synchiropus splendidus (mandarinfish)
Lineage: Eukaryota; Metazoa; Chordata; Actinopteri; Syngnathiformes; Callionymidae
Product: SLIT and NTRK-like protein 5
Exons: 3
Coding region: 955-3579 (874 amino acids)
Biological process (GO): regulation of presynapse assembly; axonogenesis; positive regulation of synapse assembly
Cellular component (GO): membrane
Molecular function (GO): protein binding
Source: RefSeq, a predicted model, not a curated record